AUGUGUGGCAUACUUGCUGUGCUUGGUUGCUCUGAUUCAUCACAAGCCAAGAGGGUCCGCGUCCUUGAGCUUUCUCGCAGAUUGAAGCACCGUGGUCCUGACUGGAGUGGGCUCCACCAAUAUGGAGAUUGCUAUUUGGCUCAUCAACGGUUAGCCAUAGUUGAUCCAGCUUCUGGUGAUCAACCUCUCUUCAAUGAAGACAAAACUAUUGUUGUUACGGUGAAUGGAGAGAUCUACAAUCAUGAAGAGCUCAGGAAACAAUUACCUAAUCACACGUUCCGUACAGGAAGUGACUGCGAUGUUAUUGCUCACCUGUACGAGGAGCACGGAGAAAACUUUGUGGACAUGCUUGAUGGUAUAUUUUCAUUUGUUCUGUUGGAUACCCGUGACAACAGUUUUAUAGUGGCACGAGAUGCAAUUGGAGUCACUUCCUUAUACAUUGGUUGGGGUCUAGAUGGCUCUGUGUGGAUUUCAUCAGAAUUGAAAGGGCUAAAUGAUGAUUGUGAACAUUUCGAGUCUUUUCCACCUGGUCACUUGUACUCUAGCAAAGAGAGAGAAUUUCGUAGAUGGUACAAUCCUCCAUGGUUCUCUGAGGCUAUUCCUUCAGCCCCUUAUGAACCUCUAGCUUUGAGGCAUGCCUUUGAGAAGGCUGUGAUCAAAAGGUUGAUGACUGAUGUUCCUUUUGGUGUUUUACUCUCUGGAGGUUUGGACUCUUCAUUGGUUGCAGCUGUCACGGCUCGCUACCUGGAAGGCACAAAUGCUGCCAAGCAAUGGGGAACAAAAUUACACUCUUUCUGUGUAGGACUUGAGGGUGCACCAGAUCUAAAGGCUGCAAAAGAAGUAGCAGAUUACAUAGGAACUGUCCAUCAUGAAUUUCACUACACUGUUCAGGAUGGCAUAGAUGCCAUUGAAGAUGUGAUUUACCACAUUGAAACAUAUGAUGUAACGACAAUUAGAGCCAGCAUUCCCAUGUUUCUUAUGUCUCGUAAGAUUAAGUCACUAGGAGUCAAGUGGGUUAUCUCUGGAGAAGGAUCUGACGAGAUCUUUGGAGGUUAUCUAUAUUUCCACAAGGCACCCAACAAAGAAGAGUUUCACCAAGAAACAUGCCGCAAGAUUAAAGCACUCCACCAAUAUGAUUGCUUGCGAGCCAAUAAAUCGACCUUUGCAUGGGGUCUAGAAGCCAGAGUACCAUUUUUGGACAAAGAGUUUAUCAAAGUUGCAAUGGACAUUGAUCCUGAGUACAAAAUGAUAAAAAAAGAAGAAGGGAGAAUUGAGAAAUGGGUACUGAGGAGGGCAUUUGAUGAUGAAGAGCAUCCUUAUCUGCCAAAGCAUAUUUUAUAUAGGCAGAAAGAACAAUUCAGUGAUGGAGUUGGCUAUGGUUGGAUUGAUGGUCUUAAAGCUCACGCUGAGAAACAUGUAACUGAUAGAAUGAUGCUCAAUGCUGCUAACAUUUUCCCAUUCAACACUCCAACCACCAAAGAAGCAUACUACUAUAGAAUGAUAUUUGAGAGGUUCUUCCCUCAGAACUCAGCUAGGCUCACUGUUCCUGGAGGACCAAGUGUUGCAUGUAGCACAGCAAAAGCUGUUGAGUGGGAUGCUGCAUGGUCCAACAACCUUGAUCCAUCUGGUAGAGCAGCACUAGGAGUGCAUUCAUCAGCUUAUGGGAACCAGGUGAAAGCUGUAGAACCAGAGAAGAUCAUACCCAAGAUGGAAGUUUCUACCUUAGGAGUUGCCAUCUAGAACAAGCAUGAGCCAUAGCAAAGGACUAUUAGAAAUACUAGUCAUCAUUAAUGAAAUUUUGCCUGCUUUGUAUUUUAUCCAGGCAAUGUCAUAUUAUAGAUAAAGGCUCUCCUUAUCUUCCGGUGUUAAGUGUUGUUAUCAACUUCUUGUGUUUACUUUCAAUCUGUCACCUUACACUAUCAUAAUUGUUAAGUGUUGUUUACCUGGCUCUCUUGUAUCAGUUAAAUUUGAAUGCAAACCCCACUGUUUCAA
Vigna angularis (adzuki bean) is the source of this 1992-nucleotide messenger RNA. RefSeq names its product asparagine synthetase [glutamine-hydrolyzing] 2. Gene Ontology annotation, cellular component: cytosol. The record is from RefSeq and is a predicted model, not a curated record. Gene Ontology annotation, molecular function: asparagine synthase (glutamine-hydrolyzing) activity. The transcript has 13 exons. Bases 1 to 1740 code for a protein of 579 amino acids. Lineage: Eukaryota; Viridiplantae; Streptophyta; Magnoliopsida; Fabales; Fabaceae.